Limulus polyphemus (Atlantic horseshoe crab) is the source of this 661-nucleotide messenger RNA. RefSeq lists its product as uncharacterized. The annotation marks the transcript as partial. The transcript has 3 exons. The record is from RefSeq and is a predicted model, not a curated record. NCBI's taxonomy places the organism in Eukaryota, Metazoa, Arthropoda, Merostomata, Xiphosura, Limulidae. Gene Ontology annotation, cellular component: membrane.
CUCUUAGGAGCUGUCUGUCUGGGAUUAAUUGGAUACUACGGAAGUCACACCUCUAGUCUCUUUGGAAAUCGUUUACAGCGGAAGAUCGAUGGGUUCGCCUCAGGUUCUGAAGAAGUCGCCCUCUUUCUCACUUCUUUUGGGUUUCUUGUCACUACGUUCCUCCUGUUAGUCUCCAGCUUUGCGUCAUUUGCAACAUCUUCCUUCCUGCCCAAAACCCUCUUCGAACUUCUCUACCACCUUUUCGCCUUUAUAUUCUACCUGGGCUCCAGCGUCGCAUUAUUAGUGGUUGUUUCCCGUCGUAAUGACCAAGCGUACCGGGUUGAAUUCGGUUAUGAGGGUAAAAUGGCUGCCUCUGUCAUUGGCCUGGUGAACAGCUUCCUCUAUCUCGUCAGCGCCAUCUUUUCUUUCCGCUCAUACAGACACGUGUGAAAACGCCCCGGAUACAAAGUCUGGAAUUCGAGAAAUACUUGAUGAAUUUCUCUUCGUAUUUUUCCACUUGUAUCUUUUUCAACGUAUUCGUGUGCGUGUUUUUUUUUCUGUCUAUGGAGAAAAUUCUGGGACACUUUGUAUUUCUGUGAAAUUGCAAUCGUAUGCAACAUAAAGUAAUUUUGGAUAUACUUCUAGAAUACAAUUUUUGAAAAUAAACAGUAUUUUCCAUGAA